AUGCAAGUAAAUUUGAAGGUUGGACCGAUUCGGUCACUUACUAAGUUCUAUGUCGUAGAUGUAGAUGUGGCUUAUCAUGCUUUGCUUUCGAGGCCAUGGCUUAAUAAGCAUAAGCUUGUUGUCUCUACUUAUCAUCAGUACAUGAACGGAAGGAUUGGGCUAAGGCCGCUACGAAUACCCGGAAAUCAAGCACCGUUCAACAAGAAUGAAGCUCACUACUCUGAGGCGGAGUUUUACACUGAAUGCAUAGGUGCUGGAAGAAACCCGUCCAAGGAUUUCGGGACUUACCUUCCUUCGUGGACUGAAAUUCGUGAUCUAAGCAACGAGGAGCUCAUCACCAUUAUGGACCGAGAAAGAAAGAGACACUCGAAGGUCAACAAUCAUGCCUAUGAUCAACCUCAAUGCUCGAAAUAUGCAGGAGAAGCAAUGCAAGCUGACAACUGCAAAGAUCCAGAUAACAAGGCACCUCUGCCUUGUGCCUUUCAGGAACCAAUGAUAGCGCCUAAGCACAUGCAAGAUGGUUCAAUGGCGGUAGCCGAGCAAUUGGAAACAAUCAACUUGAGUGAUGAUCCAUUGGUCCAGAGACCCAUCUCCAUCAGUGCUCACUUGGCAAAGGAAGAAAAGGAAAUUUUGGUGGCUUUGUUAAAAGAAUUUCAAGAUGUGUUCGCUUGGAGCUACGAUGAAAUGCCCACACACUGA
Molecule: messenger RNA, 699 nt
Organism: Prunus armeniaca (apricot)
Lineage: Eukaryota; Viridiplantae; Streptophyta; Magnoliopsida; Rosales; Rosaceae
Source: the annotation of a GenBank genome assembly